This is a messenger RNA of Polypterus senegalus (gray bichir), 3005 nucleotides long. RefSeq names its product gastrula zinc finger protein XlCGF57.1-like. NCBI's taxonomy places the organism in Eukaryota, Metazoa, Chordata, Cladistia, Polypteriformes, Polypteridae. Gene Ontology annotation, molecular function: RNA polymerase II cis-regulatory region sequence-specific DNA binding; DNA-binding transcription factor activity. The transcript has 4 exons. The coding region runs from base 78 to 1619 and encodes 513 amino acids. Gene Ontology annotation, biological process: regulation of transcription by RNA polymerase II. The record is from RefSeq and is a predicted model, not a curated record.
UCUGCGAGCGCGCCUUUUGAUGGAGUGCAACUCGCAUAACAGGCACGUGUUCAGAUUUUUCAGCACAUCGGACAGAGAUGCGAGGACUACAGACCCAAAGAGGGAAUAGUGCAGUCAAGGAGAAAGUUGUGUUUAAUGUAGAUACUAUGGAACAAGUGGUGGCCGCGAUCAAGAAAGAGGAUUGUGAAGAGGAGUCUCUCCCUGUUUCACAACAGCCCUUAAGCAUUAAGCAAGAAGCUUUUGAAGAUGGGGAUGAUAAUUUAAUAAGCAACGAUUUUGAAGACAAAACUGUCAGCUGUAAAGUGGAGGAUUUUGAACUGGCACCCAAAAGCUUUGAAAGUGUAAGUCAUGAAGCUGUACAUACCCUCAAGAAUGACUGGUCUACUGGGAAUGACCGGUGUGUAUGGCAAUGUGCUAAAGUGAAAAAGGAGAUGAGUGAGUCAGGGUCCAUUCAGAUGGGAGAGUGGUCUCCUCAUGUGCAGUUUGUCCACAUAACACCUGCAAAAACAGAGUAUAAAGACAAGUUGAUCAGAUGUACACCCAAUGAAACUGAAGCAAAAGAAGACCCGUCAUGUACUGGACACAGAGAAAUAUCAUCUCAACAUCCUAAAUAUUCAAGAAAACGAAAAUAUGUGUCAGAAACAAAGGAUUUAAACUCUAAAGAAAGUUUUUCAAAUACUGGUUGUGUUAUGAAGCAUAAGAAGUGCAGGAGAUCAUCAGAUGUAGCCAGUCUUCAGAGGUGCACAAAGGCUCACACUGAAGAGAAACAAUAUUGCUGUUCUGAAUGUGGCAAACGGUUCUCAUACAUAAGCCGCCUUAACGCACAUAUGAAGAGUCACACUGGUGAAAAGCCAUUCUUUUGUUCUGAGUGUGGGAACCGAUUCUCUCAGAAAAUCAAUCUUCAAAUGCACUGGAGAAUUCACACUGGGGAAAAGCCACAUUGCUGUUCUGAGUGCGGCAAAAAAUUCUCGUGCAUAAGCUCUUAUUACAGACACAUAAAAAUCCAUACUGGGGAAAAGCCUCACCUCUGUUUGGAAUGUGGCAAACGAUUCUUAUGUAGAAGCCAUCUUCAGUCACAUAUGAAAAUUCACACUGGAGAAAAGCCACACUGCUGUCCUGAAUGUGGAAAGAAAUUUGCACAUAAAAGCUAUCUUCAGAUGCACAGUAAAAUGCACACUGGAGAAAAACCACACUGCUGUUCUGAAUGUGGCAAACGAUUUUUGUCCCGAAGCCAAGUCCAGACACAUAUGAGAAUGCACACUGGAGAGAAGCCACAUUGCUGUUCUGAAUGUGGAAAACGUUAUUCUGGAAUAGGAACUCUUCAGCAUCACAUGUGGGUUCACACUGCAGUGAAGCCCUACUGCUGUUCAGAAUGUGGCAAAAAAUUUUCGGCCAUGAGCAGUGUUCGGGUGCAUAUGAAAAUUCACACCGGUGAGAAGCCUCAUUCCUGUUCCGAAUGUGGUAAGCAAUUCUCGAGUAGAAGCAAUUACAAGACGCAUCUGAAAAUUCACACUGGUGAGAAGCCUCAUUGCUGUUCUGAAUGUGGCAAACAAUUCACAAAGAAAUACAAUCUUGAUAGGCACAGGAAGGUCCACAAUGAAGAUACAGGCCCAUCUUGAUAUCCCACCAGUCCCCAUAACCUCAUGUGAAUUAUAAACUGAAGCAUUACUUGGAACCAUGAAGAUAUGACAUCAAACCCGCGGUGCAAAGAAAGACAUUUACAGCAGUAUAAUAUUAUGUCAGUAACCAAAGAGUGAGGUUCCCUCCUGUUUUAAUAAUAUGCACAAAAAAUAAUUUUGUGAAAUGAAUCGCCAAACAUCAUGAUUGAUGUUUAUGGUUGAUUUUUUUUCUGCAUUUUCCUAAACCUAUUCUGAGUUACCUUUAUAUGCAAAUAUUUUAUUUAUUUUUUUGGCUAUCAAUAUCCAAUUUUGAUUUUUUUUUUCUUCUUGAAGACUGUUAUCAAAUCUUCUUAUUUUCACUAUGCAACAUCACCUGAAGAUGAAGAUUAUCAUAACCGGAUAAAAGGAGUUUAACAGAAGUCUGGGAAAAGCAAAAUGUAGCCCCGGUGCUAAUGAUUCAUAAUGCACAUGCUGCCUAGAGAUGACCCUGAGUCAGAGAAUGAAAAGCUGCAGAAACCACUUUGAAGAGGCACUGCAAAUGAAGUUAAGGUACAAGGACCAGCGAGAGAGGUAAAGUUUUAGAGGAUAUUAUAGAAAAGGGAGCCAUGAGAUCUGUUCUUCUAUUGAACCAUCAGUUAAACAAAUUGAUUGGAAGAUUCAUUUGUUUUCACAGUGUUGAUUUCUGGGAUGUAAAAUACAUAAGAACUCUGGGAAGAAAUAUACAAAUGUUGUAAAACAUAUGUUAUCUAUUAGAAUAUAUAGGUUUAAGCUUGGAUAAACUAACCAAUGUGUACAUGCUUGUUAGAAGAUGUGAAAUUGGUGCAUGGGAACUGAACUUUGUUAACUUGCAUCUCAUAAUUAGCUUAAAAUAACUACAUGAACAAAUAUUAAAACCACAGGAAUUUCUCAGCUGUCCACUUUUUAACUGCUAUCACUUACUAAAAUAACCAUUGAAAGUGGUGAAAGAAGAGGCACCUCUAUUGUUGUGAUGCAAACACGAUACAGCUUUUGAGAAAGACCGAUGACAUAUGGCUUUUGAUAUGAGAGAUGUGAAAUGUAGAGUUAGAGAGAGAGAGAGGGAUGACGUAGGCAGAUGCAACUGAACAUCAAGAUGAAAGCACAGAGCCAGCCGUCUACUAAAUGAAAAUGCUUCCCAGCGGACAAAAAGGAUAAAGCAGUGCCAUUGCAAAUAUGUUUAAAGAAUGCCUCAGUUGGAUUAAGAAGAAUGGCCUCUCACUUGGCUACACAGACGUUGAUUUGAAUCAUUCAGUUUGUAUGUUUUCAUUUUCUUCUGACUUCUAAUACUUGAUGCCUGGUAAUGCCUGCAAAUAAAUAUAAGUAAAGAUGCAAUUAAAGUUUAAAUAUUAUCUCACUGAAAUGAAGGGA